AAGCGAAACAAAAAGUCGAAUCAGUUAACCAAAUCCUAGAAAUAGUUGGCAACGCGGCCGCAUCAGCUGUAGUUUUAAGGUUAUGUUACUCCGAUUGUUAUCGUAAUUUUUAAGCCGCUCGCACACAAAAUGCUCCGUAGUUUACGUCAAAUAACGAGGCUAGGAAGAUCCCUCAGGCUGCCAAUUCCAGCCAAAAGUCUGCUUAAAUCAUCAGCCGACUCCAGGCUUCAAGCUCCUCUACACACCAGCGUUGCGUUGUGGAAAUACGACAAGAAAUCCUCGCGAGCAUCGGAUGAUUUGGACAGCGACGACGAGGAUGAUGAGGAUUUCAAGGACGAAAGGGACUCCAAGGUGGUCAAGACCAAGGUGAACUCGCUGCGUGCUGAUCUCCUGCUGAAAGCUGGCCUGGGCAUGGCCAGGAACAAAGUGGAACUGAAUUUCUAUGAAAGCAAGAUAAGGGUCAAUGGAAAAAAGCUGCCCAAGAAGAGUGCCCAGCUCGAAAUCGGCGAUGAUAUCGAUGUGAUCAGGGGCUUUAGCCAGACGAAUCCCUCUCACCUGGUCGUGGCCCGCGUCUCCAUUCUUUCCGCCAGCGAACGCGAGGAGGGACUCAGUGUGCACCUGCGGCGCUAUAAGUCCCUCCUAGUGGAGAACUACAAAGGACCCAACGCCUUUAAAUCCUCGGAACACGUCGCUCAUUAAAUGAAGUUAGGAUAAAGAGGUGAUGCUGCUCAGUACGAAAUGACAUUCGCAUUUUAUUGUACUACUUUGCCUUAGUGUUUUUGAAAUUGGAAUAAAACGGAUCUAAUCAAGUAAGUUAAAGCAAGUAAACAAUUAGCGUGUGAUUUAAAAU
Drosophila biarmipes is the source of this 850-nucleotide messenger RNA. RefSeq names its product mitochondrial transcription rescue factor 1. The record is from RefSeq and is a predicted model, not a curated record. NCBI's taxonomy places the organism in Eukaryota, Metazoa, Arthropoda, Insecta, Diptera, Drosophilidae. Bases 130 to 699 code for a protein of 189 amino acids. The transcript has 3 exons.